UUACGUAACUGAAGUUCGCGGUCCAGUCUGAUGAUUGCGCAAUCAAAUAACACCAAAGAGUUACCGCUCCUGGAUUAGCGCUAAUGCAUUGUGGGUAUGGACGCGAAAUUUGAAAGGCUCGUAAAGAAAACAAACAUUUCCCGAAAGAAAAACGCGGUCUUCCAGAAUGAAUUCAUACGAACAGAGGAGUGCAAGCCAAUGAAGUCUGAUGACCCAGAAGCCCUCUCCGCGACAGAGGUCCGCAAGAUGAAGAAGCUCUCCAAGCGCCGGACCCUGCUCUUCAUUCCAAGCUUCCGGAAGAAGUCGAUCAAGUUGUUCCGCGAGGACAGUGCACAGCCCGAUACCAGUAAACUUCCCAAGGACUCAGACUCUGGGCGUGACAGUGAUUCGGUGAUCAGUGGGGACUCCAAAACGGACAGUUUAUCCAUCCGUAGCAGCCUGUCGUCGCUGGACAGCGGAAUCGGGUCAACGUCUAACUCCUCCUCCAGUCUGAUGUCUCGUGCUCUGACCGACAUUCCAGAUGUCAUCUGCGAGGAGUCCAGGGGCCGUGCUCCAAUCGCUUUACCGGAAGACGACUCCAUGCUGGAAGAUCCGAGCGGUGACUCUCGCGUGGACAGUCCUACAGAUGUGACGAAUGUUGAGAUUUCCAGGGAGGAUAACUCUGCGUCUUCUUUCCAUACUCUGAGUGACUCCUGCAGCUGUGACUCAUGUGAUGAUUCGUGCAGUGAUUCGGACAACAGUGUGCGUGCGGACGAUUCUUCGGACUCUGACUCUGACCUUGGAUCAACCAUCCGGACCAUCACUCCCAUCUCCCAGCGCAGUUCUUCCACAGACUCGGACAGUGACAUUGAUGAGUGCUCUAGUUUCUUAAGGCAGGACAAGUGCUUCCUUCCCGCAGCUUCUUUGAAGUCCAGGAACUCAAUUGUACAUACAAAUUCUGUAAAUAGAGGAAAUCGUAUCAAGACAAACGGUAGUGUGAUCAAGAAGGACUCUCAGCAGCAACUGGUGACCCCCCUCCCAACCUACGCCCGCAGCCAUCAUGCCAAGUUCUUCCCAACAGUUCACAACUCGUCCAAGAUCGUAUCCAACACCAGCAGUGCUUUCAAAUCCUUCAACUCUUCCAACGACUCAUUGGUGGACUCUGUGAGUUCCAGUGGUACUGUGACAUCAUGUGGAUCCAUCCAGAGGAACCGGAUUUCGUACUGUGAACCAGACGUUAUUCCCAAGAGUGAGACCAGACUUCAUUGCAGCGAGAGUGAUAGGAGACACAGACGGAAACUUUGCAGUCCCAUCCUCCAGGUGCGCAACAAGAGCCUAAACCAAGAGGUGCUGGAAGAGGCAACAGUGAAGAUGGUCCCGGAUCUUCCACCCGACUCCUCCAAGUCCCUGGAAGAUGUACAGCAGUCCAUGCAGAACACCGCCUACUGGGUCAGCAACAGUCGAUACAGCAGCCAGCCAGAUGACAGCGCGACCUUCAUCAAGGACAAGCCGGACAUCAGUGAACGGGAACUGUGUAAGGAGAUCAUUGGGAUCUACUUCAGCGAGAUGGACAGCGACAGCUCUCUCUCCUCCUCCUGUCUGGAGAACUCCCUGGAUGGCGAAGAUUCCACUUCCUCCUCAUCCAGCUCUGGGGAUUCAACGUGUCUUCCACGCACACUGGAGACGAAUCUGGACGACUUCUCUACGGCUGUUUACAUCCCUGCCAAAGCUUCAGAGGCCCACACCCGCAAAAUCAGCAGUGCUAAGGUGACUAAGACAGUAUCCACUGUAAAGAGCAGAUCCGACCCCCACAGAGCGGCCAUGGCCAACAGUCAGAAGGGAGGCGGACUGUGCUGUAAGGAUAAACCCGUCCCCAAACUGUCUGAGCAUGAGGUGGACACCAUUACAAAGCUACACACCAUCUGUAACGGACAGCGAGUGGUGCAGUACCUUAACAUGGCAGAGUCUCCCAUGGUCCACUUUCCUCCUCCAAAGCGUGCCAGUCGGAUCAUCUGGAACCCGGAUCUGGAGGACGACUCCCUGAACCCCCACUCCCCCCGCCACACCCCCACCAAGCCCCGCUCCGUGCUCAGACAGAGACCUGAGGACUUCACCUUUCCUUUCGUUGAGGACAAGCCCUCCCCCAUUGUCAUCACCCGAGUCAGGAGGAGCAAGUCCAUGUCCCGGGCCUCAAAGGAGUGGCCGUGGUAACAAGUUACCCAGGGUAUUGGAGUCGUAAGAGAGAGACUUUAUUGUCGCUAGUAUAGGAAUCUCGCCAACCGUAUUGAUAAAUAUUUGGUUAAGUCUGAAGAAUUCAGAGGACAUUUUACUACCAGGGUAUUAAUUUGUGCCAAUUCAGUGACCGCCUUUUAUGGCUCGGGAAAUGUUUGUUUUCGUUUAUCGUGUACUCUUCGAGAAGGAAAUGAAAUCGCGAAAGGACUGGACAUGUGUGAAAUAAAAUGCUCCAAGAAAUGACUUUGUUAUAUGGUUUUUGCUUGUUUUUAUUUUUUUAUCCAUUUUAUAUCUGUAUGUUUGCAAUGUGUUGCAAAAUUUUAUCCAAUGUAUGGUAAACAUUUGUGUUUUAUUUUUGUUGUUUUUAUUGAACGCACAUUGCUUUUAAUGAUCAUGAAUUGUGUCAGUUGUGUGUGAAAACUGAGAAAUUGGAAUAGGUUUAUCGUUUUUAAUACAAGCUGUGUGUGUAGGUGAUGUUAUGUGAAGGUCAAUUUUUUAUUCAUGACAGAUUUCAUUUGAUGAAGUAGUAUAGACAGAUAGUUGUAUAUUUUAGGUGUGUUUAUUUUGUAGUGUUGUAGCCCCUGUUUAUUUGUACUCUCUAUUAUUAUGACUCAGUAUCUCUCAGCCCCAGUAUUUUGUCAUCCCCUUGCCUUGAUGGACUGUUAUGUCUCAGGUCAAUCUCACACACUCUCUCUCCAUUGUGAGAAUUUUUACAGCGAUGUUGUGCAAUAUAUUUAUUUCCUAACCCUGACUCAGAUCUCCUGUGUGGACGUACUAACCUCCCCCUCCACUGUAACAUAACUCAGUAUUUAUUACUUCUAGUUAAGAUCAAACCUAGUCUAUUUGUACAUAAAACAAUAAAGUCAACAUUUGUAAAUAAAUCAAUAAUGCAAACAGUCA
Messenger RNA from Magallana angulata, 3111 nucleotides. Its product is annotated as dentin sialophosphoprotein-like. The record is from RefSeq and is a predicted model, not a curated record. Bases 97 to 2190 code for a protein of 697 amino acids. The transcript is spliced from 6 exons. Lineage: Eukaryota; Metazoa; Mollusca; Bivalvia; Ostreida; Ostreidae.